GGCAACAAUCGUUAGCAUAUUUUGACGUUUCUCUCAUUCGUAUAGCCGUGAUUUGUUUGAAUUUUAUAUUGUGAAGAAAUAUAUUAGUUUAUUGCGAUUAAAUAUGGAUUACGAAGAAAAAUGUGAACUGAUUAAAAGCAUAUGGGAAUGCAUUGGUGAGGCUGCGGAAUUAGACUCUGACGACAGCGAUAAAGAAGAAAUACUUUUAGGAUUAGCAAAUUUGGGCGAAAAAGUUUCAUUGUUGCCUAUCAAGAGGACCAAGCGGCAAUGGGUAAAAGAAUGGCGAAAAAACAGAUGCGAUCACGGCUCGCUCGCUUUUUUAAGCAAAGAGUUGCUGGUGUACGAUGAGCAGAGCUAUAAAAAUUUUCUACGGAUAUCAAAUGCUCAAUUUCAUUACUUGCUAUCGCUAAUUGCAGAUGAUAUUCAACGUUCUGAUACUUCAAUGAGAAACGCGAUUCCCGCAGCAGAAAAAUUGGCAGUGACGCUGCGGUUUCUCAGCACUGGGGAGUCUUACGUCAGUUUGGAUUACCAGACGCGAAUAUCCAAAUCCUCAAUUUGCAAGAUAGUUCCCGAGGUAUGCAGUGCUUUGUUUAACAAAUUAAAAUCGUCAUAUUUAAAGUUUCCGAGCAGCAAAUCCGAAUGGGAGGCUAUAGCAACAGAAUUCGCGUUUAAGUGGCAAUUCCCGAAUUGCAUUGGCGCAUUAGAUGGAAAGCAUAUAACUUUUCGUCCCUCACGCACUGACGGAGCUUUUUACAAAGGCACGAACAGCAUCAUUUUAUUAGCCCUGGUGGAUGCUAAUUGUAAAUUUAUUUUCGUUGACGUGGGUUGCAACGGCCGCACUAAUGAUGCUGGAGUUUUUCUACAAAGCAAGUUAAGUACUGUUCUUCAAGAUGAGAAAGAAAUACCAAAAGCAGCCUUAAUUGGAAACAAUCGAAGCGUUCCAUGUGGCCACUGUAGAGAAAAUUGUACUAACGUGCUGUACUUUACAUAA
Molecule: messenger RNA, 991 nt
Organism: Anastrepha ludens (Mexican fruit fly)
Lineage: Eukaryota; Metazoa; Arthropoda; Insecta; Diptera; Tephritidae
Exons: 5
Coding region: 104-991 (295 amino acids)
Source: RefSeq, a predicted model, not a curated record